UCUGUAAGUCUCGCGGGAGUUGAGAAGUCGGAGAGCUGCGAGCUGCAGGAAGGCAAAAAUGGCUACGCCGAAGGUGUUGAUGCUGACGCUGGCGUCGUUUUUCUCGCUGUCAACGGCGUCCGAGUCCUUCGAUCAGCUUUUAGGAGAUGUGACGCCCUGUAUCAAGUCCUGUGAGAUGACCUACCCGCUGCACACCUACCCCAAGCAAGAGAACCUGUACGCGUGCAGACGUGGCUGCCGUCUCUUCUCUAUCGUGGAGUUUAUCGGGGAGAGUCGGGACCUGAACGCCACAAAGGAUGCAUGUGAUGCGGCGUGUAUGGAGGCUUACAGGCAUGUGGAUGACAGAUACGGCUGCAGUAUCGGCUGCCGCUCACAGGUGCCUUUUGCCCGGAAGAGAAAACAACAGCGUGAUGAUGAGGUACAGAAGAUCCACUUCCUGACACCGAUGAUGAUGGUACGGAACAUCUACAGCGACCUGCUGAGCCGCGCCCAGAACUACAUCUCUGUCUCCUGGUCCCUCUACAUGCAGUCUGACAACGGCAAAAUCAUCGUUCUUAAGUCGGAGCCUGAAGUGUUCGUGGACAGGAUUAUUCCUGAGGAUGAGAACUUCCACUUUCCAAGGUCAGAGCUGCGGCCAGAGGUCAGCCUGGAUCUCCUUGAUGACCUUGACCUUGAACUAGAUGACAGAAGAUUACAGCCCAGAGAGCCACGCCUCCAGAGAAUAUCCCAGGAUGCUCAUUGGCCGGGCAGGCCCCAGCCGACGGCUGAUUGGUUGGGCUGUGUGUCGAAGAAGUCUGGGCUGCCGAGGUGGCUGCUGAGCUCCACGCUGUUCCUGUCGGUGCUGGCCAUCCUGUGGCUGUGCUGUGCCACCUCCGCAACAGCACAGGAACAGACGCUGAAGCAGCCGAAGCUGAGUAUUUAUGGAGAUCUGGAGACCAUAGUCGCCCAACAGAAGUCAGCCCCAGGCAGCGUGGUGGAGGUACCAUCACAGGAGGCACCAGAAGAACAAGCUGGCCCCUUACCGGUCAAGAUUAAGGUGGACCACUCCAUGGUCUAGACAACAGAAAACCCAAGGAGUCUUCAUGUAGAUCCGACCAGUUUAUGUUGACAAAACAACAUGUGUGUUAAGCAUGGAAUCUGCACAACUUAAGAGUGUGACUGCUGGUCAAAAGUAGAAAGUUCUGGUUGAAUCUGGUUUAAACUGGUUGGAAAUGACAUGAUUCUAAUGCUUUCUCUCAAAACAAAGUCUAAGUUGUGGGAAAUAAAGCCAGAACCAUGGUUGGAAUUUGGAUUUAGUGGAAAGUCCACAUUUUGGAAGUUGUUUCAGCCAGUUUUAACUACAAAGGUUUUAUUUGGGUUUAAAACAUUUUUUCUGCUCAUGAGCUAAGAAAUAAACUGCCAUCAUUAUGAUUGAUAUAGAGGAAAUGCUAUGACAUUUUAAUGCUGAGCUUGCUUGGUACAAUGCAGUUGCAUAAGCCAAGCUGCAGCAAUUGUCAACUGUCUUCUUUUCAAAACCUUGUCAUAAAACGUGAUCAUAGGAGUGUGUAGGUUAAGAGUUGAAGCUGGCAGUCACCAUUUUGUUCCAAAUUGGAUUAACCUGGGAGUACUGUUUUCAGUGAGGCUGUGCCAUGUAGAGUAAUUUCACAUAUGGUUGCAGUUUGCAGGAUAAGAGGUUGUACUGGUGCAACCAGGUUGUACUUUUACAGCUCCUUACAGUUGUCCACAAAAUAUAGUCAUGCUCUCCAAAAUCUGUAACUUUUUCAAAAGUAAAUAUUUCCUACUGAAAAAUGAUCUGCGUGAGAAUUCGUAAACUCAUAGCAAUUUGUAAGGGCUGCAGACAAGGAAAUGUAUUCUGUCAGGGGAACGUUUUAGACAUGUUUUUGGGAUUCUGCUUUUAAACUACCAAUUGUAUGAUGUAGAGAGAUAUGCCAAUGGAAAAUAGUGCAAUGUUGUAAUGUUUUUUCUGUACUUUUUACCGGAAAAAAUUGAAAUUUGCUGUUUCACUGGAGUGUUUGACAUAAUGUAUAGGUAACCUAUGGUAAAUGAUCUAGUUGUGUUAGCAAAAUGCUUCAUCGUUUGAAUUACUUCAACAGAUACAAAAAAAGACAUUAGCGAUAGCUGGAGACCUGUAGCUGCACAGCAUGGUAGGAUAGCUUUUAGGGAACAAUGAAAGAAUAUUCUUAACCAGUAGUAGACUUAUACCAUGAUUUCAGCAGUCUAUUUCUGUACAUAGAAACUGUCCUCUUCUAGUACAAAGUCAUCUCUCUUCUUCUGUUUCUCACAAAAUCAUGACCUGGGCAACUCCAUUGCUUUCCCUUGUCUGGGUACUAAUUGAUGACAUUUACGUGAUUACCAUUGGGCAUUGUAUAAAAGUUACACCUGAACUGUAAGCAGUCCCCUCACCCAUGCCUUUCUGCCAUCCUUUUGAAGGUUUUAUUAGACAUUGUAAAUUUAAUCCUUUGUAUUCAUGUACCCUCUUUCUUUGUUUUCUAAUGAACCACACAUAGCAUGUCUGCAGAAGCUAUCUGGUAGGAAAAUGACCCGUUAUAUGGGACAGUUGUAAAAUACUCCUGUUAGAAGAAAGCCUAUUUUUUCUGGCCUGACAUUGGCCCUCGUUUUCCCAGCAUGCACAUUAUUUCCAAGAAUGCUCGAGGCAUUUCACAUUAGCUAUGAAAUUCAUGGACAUUAAUCUUGCAUAAAUUCUGGAAUGUUUUCCCCAUUUUCAUUGUUUAGGGAGGAGCAGUAACGAACUGCUGAUUGGAAAGGGAGGAUUAGUGAUCAAGUCCAAAUGAAACAGGGAAGAUGAUUGAUGGGGAUGAAUGUUCAUCACAACCCUCCCUCCUCCCUAGGGUUAAGAAUGGAAUAGUCCAAAGCUGUGUGGUGGUGUUUGCGUACUUAAUAGUGUAGGAAGAUUCUUUUUCUGAUUUUUGUUAUGUCUCAAUACAAUGGGGGAGGGGGGUGCAAACAGCAUGUAUAGUGCCAUGACUUUCUUUCAUAGAUGCCAACAUGAUAAGGAUGAUUGCACAUAUCUUCUUGUGCUACUAUGAUUAUGUUUUUGGACCUAAUCAUUGGGGGACAUUUAUGAGAUAGUGUGAUCUUAGGGUUCAAAUCAAGAUUUUUGGGGGUCAAAAGACCUAUCAAAAACUGGUAUCAGUCCUGGAACAUUUGUAGGAUAUGAAACCUACAUGUGUAGAUAUGAAGUACAUGUACAUGUAAGCGGUGUUGUCACACCCUUUCAUUGCAUAGUAUUGUUCUUUUCUGUAUUAAAUGCUGCAAUCAUUAUUUCUUCCCCACAGAAAUGCGCUACUGUAGAUAUCCUAUCCUAACAUUUCACCAUGUGCUUCACUGUCCUAUUUGUGUGUUACAAUACCAAGGGAUUAUGUAUCAUUGAGUGAUGGUGAUUUGGGACUUUUAAUGUGUAAAUUAUCUCGGCAAAUCUGCCGCAUCAUUUCACACUAUGUAUAUCUCUUUCAUCCAUUGAGUAUUCAUUGUUGAUUUUACUUCUGGGUUUUAAACCUCACAUUUAGGAAGAUGUCUUGUAAAUAAGUGUCAGAAGUGUAAGUUAUUCUGCUCUGAGUACAAUAGGAACAUGGGGCUGUAUGAAGCGGUGUUGGGGUUCAUCUCAAUAAAGAGAUUUAAACUUUA
Molecule: messenger RNA, 3645 nt
Organism: Branchiostoma floridae (Florida lancelet)
Lineage: Eukaryota; Metazoa; Chordata; Leptocardii; Amphioxiformes; Branchiostomatidae
Product: transmembrane protein 59-like
Exons: 7
Coding region: 59-1057 (332 amino acids)
Source: RefSeq, a predicted model, not a curated record